CGUCUGGAAAAGGCUCGGCGGGUCGGCACAGGUCAUCCAGGUCGGAACGCAAGUCCUGAGCGUCAGUUGCAGCCCCCCGCCCCCCGGGCUCGGAAGGUUGCGGCGGCAGGCGUCCUGGUGGCGGUGGCUUGCGGCCCAGGGAGGAGCAGCGGCGCCGGGCUUUUGUUGCUCUUGCAGAACCUGUUCCAGAUCUUAAAGCAUAAAGUCGGAACUUUAUGUUGAAUUAUUAUUCAGGAAGGGGGAAAGAGUGUAAUCUCUAGGAGUACAGCACUGGAUAAACGAGGAAAAUUCUUCCAAGGAUGGUCUCCCACUCAGAGUUGAGGAAACUCUUCUGUUCGGCGGAUGCAGUGUGCUUUGAUGUUGAUAGCACAGUCAUCAGAGAAGAAGGAAUUGAUGAGCUGGCCAAAUUCUGUGGAGUUGAGGAUGCUGUGUCAGAAAUGACUCGGCGAGCCAUGGGUGGAGCAGUGCCUUUCAAGGCUGCCCUCACAGAGCGCUUAGCUUUGAUUCAGCCCUCCAGGGAGCAGGUGCAACGGCUCAUCGCAGAGCACCCCCCUCAUCUAACCCCGGGCAUAAGGGAGCUUGUAAGUCGCCUACAUGAACGAAAUGUUCAAGUUUUUCUUAUAUCUGGUGGCUUUAGAAGCAUUGUGGAGCAUGUCGCUUCGAAGCUCAACAUUCCAUCAACCAAUGUAUUUGCCAAUAGGCUAAAAUUCUACUUUAAUGGUGAAUAUGCAGGUUUUGACGAGUUGCAGCCAACAGCCGAAUCUGGUGGAAAAGGAAAAGUAAUUAAAUUUUUAAAAGAAAAAUUCCAUUUUAAGAAAAUAGUCAUGAUUGGAGAUGGAGCCACAGAUAUGGAAGCUUGUCCUCCUGCUGAUGUUUUCAUCGGCUUUGGCGGGAAUGUGAUCAGGCAACAAGUAAAGGACAACGCUGAAUGGUACAUCACUGACUUUGUAGAGCUUUUGGGGGCACUGGAAGAAUAAUUCAGAUUUUUAUGUAGUUUAUAACAACUUCAGGUUAAUUUUUUAAAAGUUACACAGUUUAAAACUGCUCACAAUGCCUAUUAUAACUUAAUGUUUGGUACUGCUGAUCUGUACUUUCAAAUAAAA
Sorex fumeus (smoky shrew) is the source of this 1103-nucleotide messenger RNA. RefSeq names its product phosphoserine phosphatase (gene PSPH). Gene Ontology annotation, biological process: dephosphorylation; L-serine biosynthetic process. NCBI's taxonomy places the organism in Eukaryota, Metazoa, Chordata, Mammalia, Eulipotyphla, Soricidae. Gene Ontology annotation, molecular function: L-phosphoserine phosphatase activity; magnesium ion binding. The coding region runs from base 300 to 977 and encodes 225 amino acids. The record is from RefSeq and is a predicted model, not a curated record. The transcript is spliced from 7 exons. Gene Ontology annotation, cellular component: cytoplasm.